UUUUUUUAAGCAUCCAAUUGAUUGAAAGGACAGAAAAGAAGGUCAUUUUAGAAUUUAACUCUUCCUUUUGGAGUUUCUUCUCCUUCUCAUUCCUUUCUUUUCUCUGGGCUCUACUGGCCAAAGAGACGGAGGAGAUUAAUCCCAAAACUGAAAGAAGAUCCUAUCAUUUCCUCCUCUCUUUGGGAGCUUUGUCCAAGUCUCUCUUCUCUUUUUUGACGAUUUUAGGGUUUUAAUUUUCCACAAUUAACUCAAAAAUGCACAAACUGGGUAGAGGUCAUCGGGACAAGGUCCAGCAGUUCAUGACAAUAACUGGAGCGAGUGAAAAACUUGCUCUUCAAGCUUUGAAGGCCAGUGAUUGGCAUCUUGAAGGAGCUUUUGAUGUUUUCUACAGCCAGCCCCAGAUUAAAAGUUAUACUGAUACCAGACAUUUGGAAGAGCUUUAUAACAGAUAUAAAGAUCCCUACACAGAUAUGAUACUGGCUGAUGGUAUUACUCUCCUAUGCAAUGACCUCCAGGUGGACCCCCAAGAUAUUGUUAUGUUAGUUGUUUCAUGGCACAUGAAGGCUUCUACCAUGUGUGAAUAUUCCAAGCAGGAGUUCUUCAUUGGGUUGCAGGCACUAGGGAUAGAUUCUUUGGAGAAGUUUCGUGAGAGGCUAUCAUUCAUGCGCUCUGAACUGAAAGAUGAACAAAAGUUUCGGGAGAUAUAUAACUUUGCAUUUGGCUGGGCAAAAGAAAAGGGUCAAAAAUCUUUGGCAUUGGAUACUGCAAUUGGUAUGUGGCAGUUACUGUUUGCUGAGAAUCAAUGGCCAUUGGUGAACCAUUGGUGCCAGUUCUUACAGGCCCGACACAAUAAAGCAAUCUCUAGGGACACAUGGUCUCAACUUUUGGAGUUUGCUAGGAUGGUAGACCCUGCACUGUCAAAUUACGAUGCAGAAGGUGCUUGGCCCUACCUUAUAGAUGAAUUUGUGGAAUUCUUGAAUGAGAAUGGCAUCAUUCGGUCCGACUGAUUUGUUGUGAACAAUUGCUGGGAUGAUAAUAUAUCAUUGCGGAAUUUUUUGCACUCUGUGGCUAGUAUGAUCUUUGUUGUGAUGCCAAUGUGAAGUAGUACCUGUUUGAUCUUCUCUGGUUUAUAUGAAUUUCUAGUGACAAUUCGUACA
Durio zibethinus is the source of this 1157-nucleotide messenger RNA. NCBI's taxonomy places the organism in Eukaryota, Viridiplantae, Streptophyta, Magnoliopsida, Malvales, Malvaceae. The record is from RefSeq and is a predicted model, not a curated record.